Molecule: messenger RNA, 2795 nt
Organism: Aspergillus piperis CBS 112811
Lineage: Eukaryota; Fungi; Ascomycota; Eurotiomycetes; Eurotiales; Aspergillaceae
Product: SAM and PH domain-containing protein
Exons: 3
Coding region: 203-2632 (809 amino acids)
Molecular function (GO): protein binding
Source: RefSeq, a predicted model, not a curated record
UACAUCCUUCUGCCUUUUGGUUUGUGGCCCUCCCGGGUCAGGACGUGAGAAAAGAAGGUUACGUCAAGACAUUAGCACGGUCAAGACAAUACAACGCUCUCUUGGCUGGUCCAAGAAGCAAAUAGUUAUCGGCUCUUCACCGCUAUUCCACCAACUUUGUAUGAAAGUGCGCGACCAGUUAUCUUCAUCGUGACCUGUCAAGAUGCAUUACUUCCCAUCUAUUCUUCCACCUCAUCCGGUGUCAGAUACCGACACUACAGACAUCGCUGAAUCCGAUUUUGAUUCCGACUCACAUGAAGGUUAUUCGGACGACACUCCUCGUAGUGCUGGAUCUCUUGGGACAGAAAGCGUAACUACUGCCUUAACGCCGGAUGACAUCGGGACACCGGAUGAUAUACGUAUACCGGACAUCUUGAUUCCACACUACUACAAAGUAUCCGAUGAUCUAAGGACCCCAGAUUCAACUGGCCUUACAGGAUUUCACUUCCAAAUCGACGAAAGCCCUGUUAAGGGUCCGGUCGGCCCGCAUCUCUUCCGAAUCAUACCAGAACGUCCCGAGAGUCGAUCGUCCUUUGUCUUGAUUUCUUCCGAUGAUGAAGUUCCCAGUACCUCGACAACACCCCUCUCAAGCUCUGCGUCCCGGCCUGAGCCCGAAAGAAAAGACACACCGGUUCCGGUACAUAAUACCUCCACGUCACACACCAAGCAUGCGACCGAUGUAAGGGAGCCUAAUACCAAAGAGCACGAGGUCGCCGACUGGACUACUCAAGAUGUCGUGACAUAUAUGCAACGUUGCGGUUUCGAUGAAACAGUGGUCGAGAAGUUUUUCAUUAACGACAUAACUGGCUCCAUUCUCCUUGAACUUCAAGCAGAGGAUUUGAAGGAGCUCGACAUCCAGUCGUUCGGAAAGCGACACCGGUUGAUGGGUUGUAUCCGAGACCUCCGAAGCAAGGCAACCACACCCGCCUGUGACUCUCAAUCGGACGUAGAACCCAUAUCCCGGGAAGAUACAUCUACGCCGCAAUCGACCGCUGCUCAGGUCGGUGUCAGUUGCUCGAGUCCUGAGCCUUGUGAAAGUAAGGAGCGCUCUAAGUCCUCCCAUCACAAGCGGCGGCGUCGUCACAAGAGACGAGAUGGCACCGAGAUUGUACCCGAGGACUCCGCUUCGAUAGUCGCAAUUGAGCAGCUGCUACCCAAGCUCCAUACAUGCUCCAAGGGCGAGAACUGCCGCAAAUGGCAAAAGCAGCAGGUGAAACUGGGCAGAAUGGUCAAAGAUCUCCCCAUUGAUGGCAUGGGUGGCUCUAUCAUUAUCACUGGAGACCCAGGCAAUGCUCCUACAGCGCAGAAUCUGAACAAAACACCCAAGUCAGAAGUUACACCAUCCAUUAUUGCAUCGUCUGAUGCUCUGGGUCAGAACCCAGCAUCCGAAAAUCUCCUAUCACAGGACAAGCUUCACGGUGUCAAGCAACGGGACCCGCAGGAGAAUGUACGCAAUUUUCUCAAUUUUCAACGCCUGAGCAAGCUCCAGCCAGCUACGGAUCCUGCAACGCCCCCACAAGAGCAUCUCUCUCCAGGAACAACUUCACCGACUUCAAUAAGGGCAAAUGCCACCCUCUCAGAGAACCUACGGCAUCUUCCAAGACUGCGGAUCCCUAGUACUCAUGUUGAAGUGAGUUCGACAGUUUCGCCCAAUUAUUCGGCCCAGCGCACUAUUACCCCGUCUAUAUUGCAAAAGAAACAACCGUUUUCUCAUAGAAGCCGUUACCCUUCUCCCAGCCCCUCCGAAGUCACAAUGUCACCAUCCGACUUUUACAGGAUUGAUCCCUACUAUGGCAGAAGCACCCCAUUAUCUGAAAUGGAUGUCCCUGUGACCGCCAUUCCACUGGGCCCUGUAUCUCGGAACAUCUCGCAAUCCGUGCCCCCAAACAUGCGGUUUGGUGGACAGAUGCACUUUGUGCCAGAUAUCAUCCCUCGUCCAGCAUCUACCAAAGCAGAAAACGUUUGCAGAAAGGGUGGUAUCUGGAGCACCCAGAGCAUCCCAAAACUGGGUAGCCUCGAGGAACGUUCACCGCUUCCGCCUAUUGAAACCCCUGAAGACAUGGAGAAGACCCCUCGUGCAGCUCACUGUAAGGGCCCAUUCUCGCCAAACUGGUCCAAGAAUGUUCUGCACAGUGGCUGGAUGAAAAAGCGCAAGACCACUCGAUUCCUACGUCAUGAAUGGGAGGAGCAUCACUUUACCUUGAGAGGCACGCAGCUUGCAAUGUACCCUGAUGCGGAGGCUUCCCGUCAAGACUCGAAGGCACUGGAGUACAUUGAUGUGGAUGAUUAUGCUGUAGCGUGCUCAUCUCUUGCUUCUAGCUCGAAGCUUACUGCCGCGUUCAAGAAGACUGUCUUGAAGCGCAGAAAUGACUCUAGGGGAGAUGCAGCAUUUACAUUCUCAUUGAUCCCUUCACCAACCACCAGCACUUUUGAUCGAAAGCUUUUCUUUACGAAUGGCCCCAAGGCACACCACUUUGCUGUGACAACACGGGAACAGCGCAUUGAUUGGAUGAGAGAGCUGAUGCUUGCCAAAGCUCUCCGAAAGAACCGUGAGAAUGGCGCGUCUGUCAGCCAUAACGGAAAUUUCAUCUGAGCGAUAGUUCUUCAUGGCAGGCCUUAAGGACGUUACUCUGUGAAUCCGUAUUGAAUGAUAUUCGACCUUCGUGCGGCUUGCCUGAUACCCCUUGUUUAUGUUUCUGCUGUUACCUUAUUUCUGGCUUUCUGAUUUACUUCUCCUUGUUGGCUCCGGCCUUCUU